UUCCGAUCCCGGGUUGCUAAUUCAUCAACUCGGAACGGGAUGAAGUUCUCCCAGGUUCAACCCAAGUAGCCAACACACACAAUGUCCGUACCAUCCAAGGAAAACCCCAACUUUGUCGUACAACUUCAGCCGGGCGAGUACAAAUCCUUCCUAAAGUCCCUCAAGGCAUUCGAAAAAGGACAAGUCAUCGCAUCGUUGGAAGGUGUUACCAAGGCUCCCAAGAGUUACAGAACAGUUCAAUGUGGGCCCGGACCCGAGGAUCACAUCGAACUGAACAGCGAUUUCGUUUACGUGAAUCACUCUUGCGAGCCAAACACGGCUUUCGACUUGUCCUCCCCCGACUCCGCAGGCUGGCAUAUACGCGCACUAAGGCGUAUCGAAGCUGGAGAUGCACUCGGCUUUUUCUACCCCAGUACGGAGUGGGACAUGGAUCAGCCGUUCUCGUGCGAGUGCGGGACAAAGACUUGCCUCGGGAUUAUUCAAGGAGCUAAAUACCUGAAUAAAGAGGAUUUGCUAGCUCAUGGAUGGAUCAGCCCCUGGAUCCUUGACUUGGCCUCCCAAAAGAAUGGACAGAAAUCGAAGACAUCGGCAAAAAUGCAUUCGAGGCUUUAAACCUAGGUGCUCAGCGUGAACUUGAAUGCCGCAACCAAACAAGAAGUACAUACCCAAUUGUAAUAACCAAUACACCAAAAUUAUCA
Molecule: messenger RNA, 698 nt
Organism: Guyanagaster necrorhizus
Lineage: Eukaryota; Fungi; Basidiomycota; Agaricomycetes; Agaricales; Physalacriaceae
Exons: 5
Coding region: 82-612 (176 amino acids)
Molecular function (GO): protein binding
Source: RefSeq, a predicted model, not a curated record